AUGGACAAAUCGAAGCUAGCUCUCUUCGGCGAGAGGCUGAAAACCAACAGCGCUAAUCUGAGUCGAAUCGUAAGCGGCAAAAUGAAGGAAAUACUCCAAACUCCGACGCCGGAAUCGAAGAUGGUCGACGAAGCGACAUCGGAGACGUUGGAGGAACCGAAUUGGGGAAUGAAUCUGAGGAUAUGCGGUCUUAUCAACUCCGACGAGUUUAACGGUUCGGAAGUGGUGAAAGCGAUCAAGAGGAGGAUCAAUCAGAAGAGUCCGGUUGUUCAGAAACAUAGCCUUGAUUUGUUGGAAACUUGUGCUAUGAAUUGUGAAAAGGUCUUUUCUGUAAUUGCGUCUGAGAAGGUUCUGGAGGAUAUGGUUAGGUUGAUUGAUAAUCCUCAGGCGGAUCAGAAUAAUAGAACGAGGGCUUUACAGUUGAUUAGGGCUUGGGGUGAAUCGGAGGAUAUUGCUUAUCUUCCUGUUUUCAGUCAAACUUAUUUGAGUUUGAAAGGAAGGGGUGAAUCACUUGACGCGGCAGGAGGAAAUUCACCACCAAUUCCGUAUGCCUCAGAGUCACAUACUUAUCAACAAUCUUUAAACCCCCCUGAAAGAUACCCAAUUCCAGAAGCAGGAUUACAUGCUCUUGCUCUAGAUGACUCAGAAGCUUUCUUUGCUGACCACCAACCCGUUUCUGUUGAAGAAAAGAAAGAGCAUCUUGUGGUAGCUCGAAACAGUCUUGAAGUUCUGUCUAGCAUAUUAAAUUCUGAGGCAGAGCCAAAACCUUUAAAGGAAGAAUUAACUUUGAGUCUGCUGGAUAAGUGCAAGCAAUCACUCUAUGUUAUCAAGGAGAUUGUGCAAAGCACAACAAAUGAUGAAGAAACACUUUUUGAGGCUUUAUAUCUCAAUGAUGAGCUGCAGCAGUUGGUUUCUAAGUAUGAGGAGUUGGAAGCUUCUCAAAGUUUAGGGGAACAACAAACACAAAAUGCUGACACUGUCAAGCAUGAUGCGGAAACUGUUCAAAACCUUGAUGAAAGACGUGAAGGUGACAAAUCUGAAGAGUCAGAAGCUGCUCAGAAUUUUGAUCGAAAACUGCCCCAAAAGUCAAACCCUAUUGAAGCCGAUGUCAAUGCAACCGAGGGGCAUGGUCACGUUGAAACCAAAAUUGUGGAUAGCACAAAAGAGAAGAAUGAUGAACCUAUCCUCAAGAGUAAUACCGAAUGA
This is a messenger RNA of Lathyrus sativus (Indian pea), 1206 nucleotides long. The record is from the annotation of a GenBank genome assembly. Lineage: Eukaryota; Viridiplantae; Streptophyta; Magnoliopsida; Fabales; Fabaceae.